CAGCAGAAGCCCAUGUGCAGACUGUCAUUCAGUUACCUGUCAUGGCUGCCCCCAGUAGCUGCCGUGCGUAGCGGUAGUAGUGCCCAGCACCAUGGCAGCCCUUUCCUCCCCGGCCGUGUGCAGGCGGCUCCUGUCUCUGUGCCCCAGGCCUUGGCAAUGGCACAGAGGGUUCUGCAGGACACCAGGGCUCUGGGCUGAGGAGGAUAUCUCAUCAUUGUUGGAAGCCUCAGAGUUAGAGGGCCAAAGGGAGGGAAAUGCCAAACCCUCCAGGAGAUCCCCCACUGAGAGCACCGUGGUGCUAUUCCCAGGGCAGGGCAGCCAACAAAUGGGCAUGGGCAGAAGCCUCCUGAAAUACCCCAACGUGAGGGCAAUGUACAGUGCAGCUCGCCAGGUGCUGGGAUAUGACCUACUAGAUAUGUGCCUCAAUGGUCCCCAGGAACUUUUAAACAAGACAGUGCAUUGCCAGCCGGCUGUUUUUGUCACUUCUCUGGCUGCCACUGAGAAGCUGAGUCAGGAGGAUCCCUCAGCUAUUGAGAUGUGUGUAGCAGCUGCUGGAUUCAGUGUUGGGGAGUUUGCUGCGCUAGUUUUCGCUGGUGCUAUGGAUUUUACAGAAGCGCUCUAUGCAGUAAAGAUCCGUGCUGAGGCUAUGCAGAAGGCAUCCGAUUCUGUCCCUAGUGGCAUGAUGUCUGUAAUGGGCCAGCCUCAGACCAGCUACAGCCUGGCAUGCCGGGAAGCCAGAGAGCACUGCGCUUCCUUAGGUGUAGAAAACCCCGUCUGUGAGGUGGCCAAUUACCUGUUCCCUGAUGGCCGCGUCAUCGCCGGGCACUUGCAGGCCUUGGAGUUUUUGCAGAAGAAUUCUCGGAAGUACAGGUUUCUGCGCACUAAAAUGUUACCGGUCAGUGGGGCUUUUCAUACACGACUAAUGGAACCAGCCACAGAACCACUUGACAAGGUCUUGAAGACUAUAGACUUCAAACAGCCGUAUAUAUCUGUACAUUGUAACCUAGACGGCAAGAGGUAUAACCACGCACGCAGUAUCCAGCGCAUGCUGGUAAAGCAACUGAUCUCCCCAGUGAAGUGGGAACAAACUAUGCAUUCUAUAUAUGAAAGGAAAAAAGGAACAGAUUUUCCACGGACCUUUGAAGCAGGACCUGGGAAUCAGCUGGGAGUUAUCCUGAGGAAGUGUAAUCUAAAAGCGUUUAAUUCCUACCAAAACAUUGAUGUGUUUAAAGAUGAGGAAGCUGGGAGAACUUGAUGAGGGUUUUUUUUUAUAAAAGUGUCAAAUUUUCCCAAUUUUUAUUUGGGAACGCUGUAUAGUAAUAUAACAUUGUAUAAAUAAAAUGUUUAUUUUUCUCCUGUGGUAUUUACAGAAUAAACUGCACCCGACAAUAACAUCAUAUUAUUUGUCACACCAGAGCUUGACAGUAGCAGUCUAGACACAUUUUUAGAAGCCGGUGUCUUUCAUAAAGGAACUCAUUUUAUGGGCUAAAAGGUUACAAGAUGGUGCAUUGAUUAUAAUAAAGUAACAAAGUGUGCUGAUGUGA
Messenger RNA from Bombina bombina (fire-bellied toad), 1544 nucleotides. It is a transcript of the gene MCAT, whose product is annotated as malonyl-CoA-acyl carrier protein transacylase. The transcript is spliced from 4 exons. The record is from RefSeq and is a predicted model, not a curated record. The coding region runs from base 92 to 1255 and encodes 387 amino acids. Gene Ontology annotation, molecular function: transferase activity. Lineage: Eukaryota; Metazoa; Chordata; Amphibia; Anura; Bombinatoridae.